AUCACUAAACAUAACCAACAAAAUGAAAAGUUUUUGAAUUCAGGAGUCAAGACAUGUGUUUUUAAAAUUCAAUAAUUAUUUCAUUUCAGUGUAUGUAUAAAUCACGAAAAUGGAUUUUAUAAUAGACACCGCGGGGGAUGAUGAACUAACCUUGAAAACAGAAUUGAACGAGCGAGAUAAUUUUUACAGAGAAAAAGAAAACAGAACUCAAUCUAUAUUAGAUUUAUUAGAAAAGAAAAAAGAAGAAUUGGACAAAAAUAAAGAAGCCGAAGAAAACAUUCAAAAUAAAUUAAAAGUACUGAAAAUAGAUACAUUAUUUGAUAAAUUCUUUGAUGACAUGAAAUGGAGCUAUUCUGUUGUUGUAAAACAUAAAGAUAAGAAAAAGUUUCGCUUUGAACAAUUAGAUGUUGAGACGGGUACUCUCAAAUCUAAACUGGGUUCUGUGGAUGUAGAAAAAGAAAUGCAAAAUUCAGUGUUGAAGCCAGGAAUUGAAAAAGAACAUUGUUUACCAAAUUACAAUAUCAGUGAUAGAAGACUGAAAGCAUUAAGAAAGAAAGAGAGAGAAAAGAACAAAGGUCCUGAUUGGUACAACCUGCCUGCACCUGAGAUAACAGAAGAGCUCAAGAAUGAUCUGCAAAUUCUUAAGAUGAGGUCAGCAUUGGAUCCCAAACACUUCUACAAGAAGAAUGAUAUGGAAGUCCUGCCCAAGUAUUUCCAGGUUGGGAAAAUUAUGGAUUCACCAUUAGACCAUGUCAACGAGAGAUUGACUCGAAAGGAGAGGAAAAGGACUAUGGUUGACGAGCUUCUAGCUGAUGCCGAGUUCCAGAAGUAUAACAAGAAGAAGUACAAAGAGAUUGUUGACGACAAGAGAAAGAGGGAGUACCGGACCUUCAUGAAAGAUAAGAGGAAGAAGAAUAAGGCGGAGUUAAAAAAGAGUAAACUUAAUGUUAAGAAGAAAGCUAAAAGUAAAUAAAAUUUUUAUUUAAUA
Messenger RNA from Plodia interpunctella (Indianmeal moth), 988 nucleotides. RefSeq lists its product as uncharacterized. The transcript is spliced from 4 exons. Gene Ontology annotation, molecular function: RNA binding. The coding region runs from base 110 to 973 and encodes 287 amino acids. Gene Ontology annotation, biological process: RNA processing. The record is from RefSeq and is a predicted model, not a curated record. Lineage: Eukaryota; Metazoa; Arthropoda; Insecta; Lepidoptera; Pyralidae. Gene Ontology annotation, cellular component: nucleolus.